Messenger RNA from Myzus persicae (green peach aphid), 1518 nucleotides. It is a transcript of the gene mEFTs, whose product is annotated as elongation factor Ts, mitochondrial. Bases 206 to 1201 code for a protein of 331 amino acids. Gene Ontology annotation, biological process: mitochondrial translational elongation. NCBI's taxonomy places the organism in Eukaryota, Metazoa, Arthropoda, Insecta, Hemiptera, Aphididae. The transcript is spliced from 5 exons. The record is from RefSeq and is a predicted model, not a curated record. Gene Ontology annotation, molecular function: protein binding; translation elongation factor activity. Gene Ontology annotation, cellular component: mitochondrial matrix.
CGAUAUCAAUUUUUAAUAUUUACAUAUUAUUAUCUACAUUCUAUUUCACUUAUAAGCACAUUUCACACUUCAGCAUUUCACACUUUUCAAAGGUUGGACAGACUCUUAUUUGUUUUUGCUUUUUGAUUCUCAUUUUCAGUGGCUUGAGCAAUCUAUUCUAGACUUACAAACAUCCACCAUACAGAGCUUGCAGUUAUUCGGCAUUAUGUUAAGAUCUUUAAUAUUAGUUAGAGGAAUACAUAUAUCCAGUGCAAACUGGUCAUCUAGCAAAGCACAACUUUUAAAAUUAAGAAAGAAAACAGGAUAUCCAUUUGAAAGCUGUAAAAAGGCUUUACAAUUAAAUGAUAACAGUUUAGAAAAGUCAGAGGUAUGGCUAAAAGAAGAAGCUCAACGACUAGGAUGGGCUAAAGCUAACAAACUGGCCAACCGUGCUACAGUCCAAGGAGUUAUUGCAUUUGCAAUUGAUAAUCAGAAAGAAGUGGCUACUAUGGUGGAAGUGAAUUGCGAAACUGAUUUUGUUGCCCGGAAUAAGUGUUUUCAUUCUGUUGUUGAAGUAGUCACCUCAUCUUGUUUAGAUUUUGCUAAACAACAAAAAGCCUUAGAGAAUUCAUUUUCUAAGGUUAAUUUAAAAAGUGGCGAUUUAAUGGAGUUAAGCGGUGCUGAAGGUAAAUCGUUGGCUGAUCAUGUUGCAGUUACUAUAGGUAAUCUUGGAGAAAAUGUUACUCUCAGACGUGCAACAUGUUUAAACACUAGAGACACUGGUUUGAAUAUUAUGGGUCUUACUCAUCCAUCUAAUACUACUGGAUCUCAAUUUCUUUCUGGUAAAUACGGUUCACUUCUAAUUUACCGUAAACAACAAGAUAGCGAAAAAAUUAACCAAAGGUCUAUGGAGAGUUCUCAUGAUGAAAUUCUUCGUCAAAUGUGUCAACAUGUUAUUGGUAUGAAUCCAAAAAGUGUUGGAGUACUUAAAAUACACGAACCCAUCAAAUCUGAAGACGUGGUGCCUGCUAAAACAUUCAAUGAAAAUGAUGAUUCAUCCUUGGAUAGUAUAGAUGACAAAAAUUCAGACUCUACAAUUGAAGAAGAUGGCAUGCUUGAACAAGCUUUUUUAUUGGACCCAUCUAUAACUGUAGGACAAGUAGCUACUGAUUAUGGGAUUGAUGUACUAGAUUUUGUGCGUUACGAAUGUGGUGAAACAUAAUUUCUACAUUUCUUUGUAUAUUAAGUAAUUUAAAUUUAAUUUUUAAUGAUCAUGUUCAACUGCUUUUUAUUAUAGAUAGAAAUUAUAAAAUGCUGUUUUAUUUUUAUCUUCAGUAUAAGAAAAUAAUUCUUUAUUAUUAUUUAUUUGAUGGUAAAUAUUACCUUAAAUAUUUAUUAAUGAAUAUUGUGUAGUUAGAAAAUUAGUUAGAGAACCAGAAAACAGAUUUUUUACUUUAAUAUCUUUCAUAUUACAGUAUAAUUUAUAAGAUGCUGUACUGUGGGUUAUUCACCAAUUAACAUUUUAUUGUUAUUCAAUUA